Messenger RNA from Cynocephalus volans (Philippine flying lemur), 2182 nucleotides. It is a transcript of the gene VTA1, whose product is annotated as vesicle trafficking 1. The record is from RefSeq and is a predicted model, not a curated record. Gene Ontology annotation, cellular component: multivesicular body. Bases 19 to 942 code for a protein of 307 amino acids. The transcript has 8 exons. NCBI's taxonomy places the organism in Eukaryota, Metazoa, Chordata, Mammalia, Dermoptera, Cynocephalidae. Gene Ontology annotation, biological process: late endosome to vacuole transport via multivesicular body sorting pathway.
GUGAUUCCUGGAGUGGAGAUGGCAGCGCUUGCAUCUCUACCCCCGCUCCCCCCGCAGUUCAAGAGCAUACAGCAUCAUUUGAGGACGGCUCAGGAGCAUGACAAGCGGGACCCUGUGGUAGCCUAUUACUGUCGCUUAUAUGCGAUGCAGACUGGAAUGAAGAUUGAUAGUAAAACUCCUGAAUGUCGUAAAUUUUUAUCAAAGCUAAUGGAUCAGUUAGAAGCUCUUAAGAAACAGUUGGGUGAUAAUGAAGCCAUUACUCAAGAAAUAGUUGGCUGCGCCCAUUUGGAGAAUUAUGCUUUGAAAAUGUUUUUGUAUGCAGAUAAUGAAGAUCGUGCUGGGCGAUUUCACAAAAACAUGAUCAAGUCCUUCUAUACUGCAAGUCUUUUAAUAGACGUCAUAACAGUAUUUGGAGAACUCACUGAUGAAAAUGUGAAACACAGAAAGUAUGCAAGAUGGAAGGCAACAUAUAUCCAUAAUUGUUUAAAGAGUGGGGAGACUCCUCAAGCAGGCCCUGUUGGAAAUGAAGAAGAUAAUGAUGUUGAAGAAAAUGAAGAUGCUGGAGCAGCCUCUCUGCCCAUACACCCACCUCAGCCAUCAUCAUCUUCAACUUAUGAUCCAAGCAACAUGCCAUCAAGCAGCUAUACUGGAAUACAGAUUCCUCCAGGUGCACACGCUCCCGCUAACACACCAGCAGAAGUGCCUCACAGCCCAGGUGUAACAAGUAAUACUAUCCAACCUACUCCACAGACUAUUCCAGCCAUUGAUCCUGCACUGUUCAGUACAGUUUCCCAGGGGGACAUCCGCCUAACCCCAGAGGACUUUGCUAGAGCUCAGAAAUACUGCAAAUAUGCUGGCAGUGCUUUGCAAUAUGAAGAUGUAAGCACUGCUGUACAGAAUCUACAGAAGGCCCUCAAGUUACUGACAACAGGCAGAGAAUGAGGCUUUUGUACAAUAGAUACUUGUAUUUGGGGGGUAAGGAACUAACAGUCCAUUACUCUGUGUUCAGCCUAUUGGGAGCACAGUUUUAAGAAAGACAUCUGUUCAUUGACUGUGACAAUAAAAUCUGUGUGUACGAGACUCCUAUUGAAGCAUUCUUCCAUCAGCAGCCUCAACCAGUUUUCAUUGUUCAUUUAGUGGAUCUAAUAAUUUCUGGGUAUAUAGAGCUGAUGUUAGCAAGAACCUAAAAAUGCCCUGCUUCAAAAAAUAAAAACAUACCUUUUUGUAAAAUAUAUAUUGGGAAUAAGCUUUGUAUCUUAAUUUACAUACAUUAAGGGAAUUUUUUUUUUAAUCUAUAACAUUUGGUCAAACAGAACAUAUUACAUUACCAUAUAAUUCUAAAUUUAACUUUUAAUAAAGACUGUCAGAAUAUGCUAGAUUAGAAAUGAUGUUUUUGUUUUCCUCAAGAUCUAUAAAACAAAUAUGAAUGUGCUAAACUGUUAAAUGAAUCUGAAAGAGAUUAUGUUCCAAACUCAAUUGAUAUUUAUGUUAAAUAAUAACUACAUUAAAAGUUUAAAAAUUUCAUGGAAGGAAAUUCAUGGAAGGUAAAGGGGUAAAAUCACUUUUAGACUUAAGAAUAAUGUUUGUUUCCCAACUGCUUGUUCUUACCCAUUUAAGCUUAAGGUGAAUUGCUAUUUGCUUCAUAGGGCAGUUUGACUGCAUGUAUUAGAGAAUGAAAAAAGAUAUUUAUAGUAAUGCCUGGAAACUUGGUGCUUUAAAUUAAAGUUCUCCUCUGCUGCUGCUAUGGAAUGGAUUUCAUAGAGUGUAUACCUGUGAAUGAUGCAGAAAAUAAGACUUAAGAUUCUCAGUUGUUAGGAUUAUAAGUUUUGUGGAGAAUUAUGGACUUAACUGUGUCACCUGCAUUUGUGCUGUGUAAAAAAUAAAUAGAAGGAUUCAUUUAACUAGUUCAGCUUAUUACAGAGCCAAAUGUCUGUUUGAGUUGCAUGCUAGAAUUGUCAUUUUUAAAAUUCUUAUUUUUAGUUACAGGAAUACAGGAUGCUUCCAUAGUAAAAAACAAUUUUUUUAAAAAAAGAAAAAUUUGACAAGUUUACUGGAAAUUUAUCUGGUCCAUUUCAUUCAUGCCACUAAGAUUGAAAUUCUUUAACGUAAGGGGUCAGUCACGGGCAGUGGCCCAUGGGCUGGCCACCUGUUAUGUAAAUAAAGUUCUGUUGGAACAAAACCA